AUGGACAGAAUACAACAAGACUGUGCCAGUCCCGUACCACUGGGAGAUGUGGAGAGCAGCAAGACUGGAGAACAAGACCCAGGACUAGCUGUGUUGGAAAAAGCACAAGAGUUCUUCCAGAUUUGUGAUCGGGAAGGCAAAGGCUUCAUCACUUGUCAAGACAUGCAGAGAAUAUAUCCUGAGUUACCUCUUAGCCUAGAAGAGCUUGAAAAAGUUUUUGUUACGUUGGAUACCGAUGGCAAUGGUUCACUUACCCCAAAGGAGUUCACCACAGGAUUCAGCCAGUUUCUUUUGGGGCAGAUGUCUUUGAAUAAUGAGAUGAUGCAGCAAUCAGAAAGUGAAAUAGCCUGGCCAGUGAAGUGCAAACAGACCAUGAGUGAUGAUGAGGAUGAAGAAUUCCAGUUCUCAAAUCUGAUGGAUCGGCUUGGGACUAAAAAGGUUUUGGAUGAUGAGAGUGAUGUGAAACAACUUUGGUUGCAGCUGAGAAAAGAUGAACCUCAUUUACUUUCCAAUUUUGAAGAGUUUCUGGUCAGAAUUUUUUCCCAGCUCCAAGAAGCAGAUAAGGAAAAGAACGAGUUGGAAUGUGCUCUAAAAAAAAAAAUUGCUGCUUAUGAUGAAGAAAUUCAACAUCUCUAUGAGGAAAUGGAACAGCAAAUAAAAAAGGAGAAAGAGCAGUUUCUCUUGAAAGACACAGAGAGAUUUCAAUCUUACAGUAAAGAGCUGGAGUGCAAGCUUCUGUCAAAAGAACAAGAACUGGAACAAUUGCUUCAAAAACAGAAAAAGUUAGAGCAGCAAUGUACAGAACUUCUCAGUGGCAAAGAAGAAACCAAAGUAGAGAACACCAAGCUGAAGCUGACUAACCAGGAGCUGCUGAAAGACUUGGAGAGAACAUCUCAUGAACUAAGCGUGGCUCAACAACAGUUACAGGUGCUUCAGGAGGAGGCAUCAAGACUACAUGAGGAGAAGGAAAUGGAGGUGUACCAAGUGACAGAAACCUUACAGAGAGAGAAGUCAGGACUUCUGAAGCAGCUGGACUUUUUAAGGGAGAGGAACAAACAUCUCAAAGAUGAACGUGACGUAUUUUUGCAGAAAUGCAAAACAAGUGUUCCAAAAAACAUCUGGAAGCAAAGAUCGGGGUCUGUCAUUGGGAAAUACAUAGAGGGCAAGAUCCUGCCUAGCAGCCAUUCAUUUGAAGAAGAUGAUGUUUUCAAUAACUCAAAGAGAAGGAAUUCUGCUGGACUGAAUGGAGUUCUCUUUGUAGAGCCUGAUGCUGGAGCUACUGCAGGAGUAUCUAAAGCAUCACAUCUCCAAAGAAUAAUAUCAAUUGAGGAAGAUCACCUACCCCAGCUUCUUGAUAGGCUGGUUGUUAAGCAACAGAACAAAUGGAUUGGAGAAGAUGAAAAUACUUCUUCUGAGAUGGAAAAGGAUAAGGAAAACACAGAACAAUCAAUUGAACAUUCGCCAUCAUCUUCUAGAGAGCAGCCUGUAGGUCUGUCAAAAGAAGAGAGAAUAAACUCUGCCCCAGACCGCUUAUUCAAGAUUAUUUUUGUGGGCAAUUCCAGUGUUGGAAAGACUUCAUUCUUAAGGCGAUUUUGUGAAGAUCAUUUUUUCCCAGGCACAGCUGCCACUGUAGGUGUGGAUUACAAUGUGAAAACCAUCACAGUAGGUAAUACCCAGGUGGCCCUGCAACUCUGGGAUACUGCUGGCCAGGAACGGUACCGAAGCAUUACCAAGCAGUUUUUCAGAAAAGCUGAUGGCGUCAUUGUGAUGUAUGAUAUAACAGCAAAAGACACAUUCACAGCUGUCAAGCAGUGGCUGAUAAGCAUUGAGGAGACGACUGGGGAAAAUGUACCUGUGCUUUUGUUGGGUAAUAAAAUUGAUAAUGAAAAGGAACGUGAGGUCCCUAUGGGAAUGGGAGAGCAUCUUGCUAAGGAUUACAAUUUGAUUUUCUAUGAAUGCAGUGCAUAUUCUGGGUACAACACUCAAAAGUCUGUGCUUCAUUUAGCUAGGAUUUUGAAGGAACAAGAAGACAAAGUGAAAGAGAAAACCAUUGAACUUCAAUCUGAUAUAAAUAAAAAGUCUUGCUGUAUCAGGCUAUAA
This is a messenger RNA of Chaetura pelagica (chimney swift), 2100 nucleotides long. RefSeq names its product calcium release activated channel regulator 2A (gene CRACR2A). The record is from RefSeq and is a predicted model, not a curated record. The transcript is spliced from 17 exons. NCBI's taxonomy places the organism in Eukaryota, Metazoa, Chordata, Aves, Apodiformes, Apodidae. Bases 1 to 2100 code for a protein of 699 amino acids. Gene Ontology annotation, molecular function: GTP binding; GTPase activity; calcium ion binding.